AUGAUUGGCCUUUUCUCUGUCAAGCAUCCUCAGGAGUUCAGCCUCAAUAACGGCUCUAGAUUCAUAUCCAUUGCAAGCGCUAGAAGAGCUAUCUUUCGUUUCUGCUAUGUUGUCGAAGAUUUUCCUGAACUUAAAGAUGGCGUGUGCAACAAUGGGUACGUAGAUGACCAACGCGAGGAUGUUGAUUGCGAUCAGGGCACCGACAGGGUUCAACCCCUCGGUAACUUUGCAAUCCAGCUUAUCGAACAGGAGCUGAAUCAUGUCGAUCAUGGAGAGCAAGAGCAACACUUCGCCGACGAUGGAGCUCGCCGUGGAGAGAGCGAACAUGGACCAUCUCAGCGCCUUGCUCGACUUCCCAUUGAUGUCAUUGGGUUCAUGGAUGCUGAUGAGUUAGGUGAAGGGGUGGGUCUUGAGGGCUUUGGCCACGAGGCUGGACAAAAGAUAGCAGGCGAACGAUAUCACUUCGUUCCUGACCAGCCUCCUCGCCACCUGAACUCCUGCUCGGCACUGCUCGGGACCCUCCAUGAUCUCUUGUCCGCCGCUUAG
Molecule: messenger RNA, 546 nt
Organism: Rhodamnia argentea
Lineage: Eukaryota; Viridiplantae; Streptophyta; Magnoliopsida; Myrtales; Myrtaceae
Exons: 3
Coding region: 1-546 (181 amino acids)
Source: RefSeq, a predicted model, not a curated record